Heterostelium album PN500 is the source of this 1212-nucleotide messenger RNA. RefSeq names its product NOL1/NOP2/Sun family protein (gene nol1). Lineage: Eukaryota; Evosea; Eumycetozoa; Acytosteliales; Acytosteliaceae. The transcript has a single exon. Gene Ontology annotation, molecular function: RNA binding; rRNA (cytosine-C5-)-methyltransferase activity. The record is from RefSeq and is a predicted model, not a curated record. Gene Ontology annotation, cellular component: nucleolus. Gene Ontology annotation, biological process: maturation of LSU-rRNA; rRNA base methylation. Bases 1 to 1212 code for a protein of 403 amino acids.
AUGGCUACCUACUUUGGAUAUUCUUCGUGGUUGGUCGAUGUCUUUUUGAAGAUCUUCAAUGUCUCGGAGACUUUGGAGUUCCUCGAAGCCAACGAAACUCAACGUCCACUCACCAUCCGUACCAACACCCUGAAGACCAAGAGAAAGGAUUUGGCUGACGUUCUCUCUACCAGAGGUGUCCAUCUCGAGCCAAUCAAGUGGUCACAAGUCGGUUUGACAAUCUACGAUUCUCAAGUCGCUAUUGGUGCCACCCCCGAGUACUUGGCCGGUCACUACAUCCAACAGUCGGCAUCUUCAUUCUUGCCAGUGUUGGCUUUGGAGCCACAACCUGGAGAACGUGUUCUCGAUAUGUGCGCAUCUCCCGGUGGUAAAACCACUUAUAUCGCAUCGCUCAUGAAGAACACCGGUGUCUUGGUUGCCAACGAUAUCAACAAAGAGCGUAUGAGAUCACUAGUUGCCAAUAUCCAUCGUUUGGGUGUGCGUAAUACCGUUGUUUCCAAUUUGGACGGUCGUGAAUAUCCUUCGCGUAUGGGUGGAUUCGACCGUGUGUUGGUCGAUGCUCCAUGUGUAGGUCUCGGUGUCAUUGCUAAAGACCAACAGAUCAAGAUGACAAAGAGUGAGCGUGACGUCACCAAGUGUACACAUAUCCAAAAGGAACUGAUCUUGCAUGCCAUCGAUUCCGUCGAUGCCAACUCCAAGACCGGUGGUAUCAUUGUCUAUUCUACUUGUUCGCUCACCGUCGAAGAGAACGAAGCCGUCGUCGACUAUGCUCUCAAGAAGCGUCAUGUCCAACUCGUAGAUACCUCCAUUGAAUUUGGUGUACAAGGUUUCACCAACUACAGAGAACAACGUUUCAAUCCAAAUCUUAUCCUUACCAAGCGUUUCUACCCACAUACACACAACAUGGAUGGUUUCUAUGUUGCCAAAUUCAAGAAACUCUCCAACGAAAUUCCAGGAGAUGAGAAAAAUAAGAGACAAAAAGUUGAAUCCGAUGAUGAAGAAGAAUCAUCUAGUUCAAGUGGAUCAGAAAAUAAAAAGAAUAACAACAGCAACAACAACAACAACAACAACAAUAAGAAUCAACAAAAUUCAAAGAAAAACAAAAACAAUAAUAAUAAUAAGGCAAACGCCAACAACAACAGUAAUAAGAAAUCGAAAGGAAAGAAUAGAUAUGUUAAAUUUGCUGCAAAGAAACCAAAUCCAAAGAAAUAA